Messenger RNA from Mizuhopecten yessoensis (Yesso scallop), 1402 nucleotides. Its product is annotated as ectoine dioxygenase-like. The transcript has 10 exons. The coding region runs from base 115 to 996 and encodes 293 amino acids. The record is from RefSeq and is a predicted model, not a curated record. NCBI's taxonomy places the organism in Eukaryota, Metazoa, Mollusca, Bivalvia, Pectinida, Pectinidae.
GGCCGAGGCCUUGGUCAGGUCAGAUCACAUCGAUUGCCAUGUCUCGUGUCCUCAUUUCAAGAUGUUGAUCAGCACCCUCUAUCCAUAGUUGGGGCGUUACUACAAACCGCUGUGAUGGCAAAACUGACAAGCGUGUGUUCGUUCAAACCGGAGGGUUUCCGGGUGACGAAGGAUAUGAAGAAGAACUUCAAUGACCAGGGAUAUAUCCUAGUCAAAGGGUUGUUCGACACGGAGGAAAUGAAAAACCUAAGGACGGUGUUUGAAAACACAGACGUCAUCAAAGAUCACGGGUAUACAGUCGCUGAUGGACAGGGAAAGAACGUGAGAAUGCUGUUGUGGAACCAUCCCGGAAAUGACGUAUCUGGACAGAUAUCACGUUGUGAGAAGGUCGUCAAUACUUGUGAAGACCUUCUUGGAGGUGAAGUUUACCACUACCAUUCAAAACUGAUUUACAAGGAUCCCUUCACUGGAGGAUCAUUCCACUGGCAUCAGGACUACGGGUACUGGUAUCACAACAGUUGUCUGUUUCCCGACAUGUUGACAGUGUUCAUAGCCAUCGACAGGUGCGCCCAAUCAAAUGGAUGUCUGCAGAUCCUGCCCGGUUCUCACAGAUGUGGUCGCAUUGUCCAUGACGCCGUCCACGGUCAGACCGUCGCCAACACUGAGAGGGUGUGUGCAAUAGAGACUGUCUAUCCCAAGGCUUACGUAGAGAUGGACCCAGGUGAUGCAUUGUUCUUCCACUGUAACUUGCUGCACACGAGUUCUGGCAAUGACAGUGCUGACAGACGAUGGGCGUACCUGAUAGCCUACAACACUAAGGCGAACAACCCCUUAGUUCCACAUCACCACGCACAGUACACACCCCUACACAAGGUGCCGGACAGUGCUGUAAGGGAAUGCACGAAUUACAAUGAUUUCACUGGUAAGGGUUUCUUGGACCCAACUAGCCCAGACAGAAACGAACUUCUUCAAAAACAAACCAAAUGUGAAAAAUAGACGUUGCAUUAUGAUAUCAGGUUAUGUAGGCCCUAUCGUUAUUUCAGCUGAUAGUUUUAUCACAUUCUGUUAAAGUUUGAUAUAAUUAUUAUACUAUCUCAGCCCUACCAGAUAACAGCACGCCUGUUCAUGUUACAUGACGCUGACUAUGACCCUGGUGAGCUUGACGUUGACUAUGACCCUGGUGAGCUUGACGUUGACUAUGACCCUGGUGAGCAUGACGCUGACUAUGACCCUGGUGAGCAUGACGUUGACUAUGACUCUGGUGAGCUCCCAUAAUACUAAGAUAUAUUUCCAUCACAAAUAUUACACAGUAUUUUAUGUAAUGGACUAGUAUAAUUCAUGUAAUAUUUUGUUCACACAACAGAUGAUUAAAUUAGCUUUGAAUCUAUUAAACGCCUUAUAU